AUGUUUGCUCCUCAGAGCCCAUUCACAGCUGCACGCCCAGCAUCAGCAGCGUCAUACCAUCAUCACCCGCACCAUCAGCCAUACGAUACACCACUCUCGCCCAUGUCACACGAGCAUGGUGUUGCUACAAGCACUUCCUUCUCUUGGAAGCCCGAACUUGGCCUUCCACCCCCGCCCAGCGAGAUCGACAGCCUUGGCAACUCGCUCGAUCGUGCCCUUGUCUCGCACUCUCGACCGGCUUCGCGUGCACAUUCCGUCUCGCCGGCAGUUCGCAUCCCUUCUCGCUAUGAUCUCGAAUUUGGCGGUCUCGAGGAUCCAGUAGAGCACCGUGAUCGUGCACAGGAUCACAUGAACAUGGUUACCAAGCAUCCCAAGGUCAAGAUCGAUGUCGUGCUCUCUAGCAACCUCUUCGAAGCAGGCGGUGCCAUCAACGGAAAGGUCGAAUUGACGUGUACUACUAGUCAGAGGCUCCGCAUUGGUCAGAUCGCUCUCGAGCUCGAAGCUGUCGAGCAGUUGACAUCGCGCGAUCAUGCAGCUACCCAGCUCUUCCUCUACAACCGCACCAUGUUCCAAGGCGAUAAGCUGCCUCCUUCCAACGCCGUUUUACCAGCUGCUCCCAUCAAUGGAUACUGGACGGCCCGCAAAGGUCGCACAUCUUUCCCCUUCAGCUUCCGUUUGCCUUCCUCCGCUCCAUCUUGCGUCACGUUCGCCGGCAACGCUUCGCUUCGCUAUGGUCUCAAAGCGACAGUGCAGACGUGGUACAACGAAGAAAAAAUGAUCGUCACAGCUCGUCGAGAAGCCUUUGUCCUUGAAAAGUGGUCCGACCAGCUUCACCCUCGAUUCCGUGAACCGGUCCAAGCGGUUGGCGAUACUCGCCUCUUCAUGGGUGGCAACGGCGCUGUCUGGCUGGAAGCUGGUGUCACAGAGCAGCUCUUUUGGGGAGGUGGCCAGCUCCUCAUCCGCUGCGGCAUCAAGAACAACACAAAGCGACACCUCGGCGGCAUCAAGGUUGCGCUAGCUCGCCGUCUCAUCUUCCCGGUCGGAAGCGUAGAAGGCUUCCACGAUAGUCCCGACAAGCUUUCCCUCGAGCCACGCAUCACCGAGAUUGUACACGACCAAAUCUUCAAGGGUCGCGAAUACGAGUUCCACCCCGAUAAAGAGUCUGUCUGCACCGUCGCUGUCGACGUUCCCAGAGACCUGCGAACCAUUCGCAAAACGCGUCUGUUCGAAGUGCGAACGUUUGCUUUCGUCAGCCUUCUGCUUGGCUCCUUUGCUAAGGAUCUUACCGUCGAGAUCCCCAUCUACGUUGCACACACUGCGAGCGCACAACCCCCGGCUCAGUUGACUUUGGACAACCUUCACACGGGACCUCCGCUUCAUUCGCUUCCACAACGUCCCAACUCAUCCAUCGGCCAUUCCCAAGGUCGCGUGCAUGGGCACGCACAUCACCAGCAUCCACAACAACACCUUUACGAUCAUCAUGAUGGGCAUAAUGCACAUGGUCAUCCCCAAAUGGACGCUGGUAUGCUCGAAGUGGAGCGUCUGGCUGCUAAUAGAGGCUGGUCUCCCGCUCCCGUCAUGCCGGGUCCGACACACCUUGCCGGGCCGAUGAGACCUGCCAGUGCUGCGCCAGGUAUGAUUCAACUCCCUUUGCAGGCUCAGCCCUUCAUGCUGGGCCCCGAUGGCCACGUGCAGUGGGACCCGACGGCCAAUAGCUGGAAUGCUAGCAGACUCAUUCCGCCCACCGCUGCCGCAGGCCACUCCAUCCAGCGUUCCGUCAGUGCUGCCCCCGACAUGGUGCAGAAUGCAGUGUCAGCACAGUCCUUUGCACAGCACGUGGACCCAGUGAUGGCCUGGACGGCUUCACAGCGGGCCAUGUCGACUUCUCCAGGGCCUGCUGUUUUUGCACAGUACGACCAUCCUGCUUCCAUUGCUGCUUCUCCUCAGCAACCCUUCAUGCCUUUUCCUCCAACUGCAACUGCAAGCGAACUUCGAACCUCUCUGCCAGUUGCAGAGCCCUGUAGCGGAUCGUUUCCUUCGCAAGCAGCAUAUCAGACCACAUCGCACGAGACGCUUCCACACAUGCCAGAGCCACAAAGCAUCAUCGUCGCCAGUCCAAGCAUGCAACAGUACUCGGCCCCGCCACCGCAGCCGUCAAUGCCGAUGAUCUCUGGAGGCGGCGGAGCACCCCCAAUUGCCGGCCUUGCAACGAUCGAAGAAGACGGCGAGUCACAAGCUGGCACCGUCAAGACCAUGUCCAAGCUUCCAACCCUCGGAAAGACUGGUAUCACGGAUGCAAAGCGUACCAAAGGUAACAGCGUCUCGCGCAACAACAUUGAGCAAUUCGAGGCGAUGGCCGAGGCAGAGGAGGACGAAGAGGAGGUCAAGAGGCAGAUGAUUGCGAUGGGCAUGCAACCGGAUGAAGAUGCGUUUGGAUCUGGUGCCGGAAAAGCACCGGAAGACGCCAUUCCAACUCCGGCGCCAGACCCGAUGCAUGAUUCUUCGAUCAGUCGUCACAGGGAGACAUCACACGCUUCUUCUACAGGUACCUUCAGACUCAAGGCUAGCGAGAUCUUUGAGAGUGCCUCCGCUGAAGAUUCUACUCCGAGCCAGCCUGUUGCACGCACGCACGAGAUGAGCGCUUCGGUCGAGGCCUCGGCAGCCAUCCUAAAGCACCUGCAACACGAACACCCUUCUGCGGAGGUCAGACAGAUGAACGAGAGCCAAUUGACAGCAGCACGCUCCAUUACCUCGUUGAGGCGCUCGUCGUCAUCCCACGGAAUUGGCCUGCACGCGUUGGAGACAAAUCUCGUGCGGUCCACAACGCCCAAGAUCAGCAACACCCCGCCAGCUGCCGUGACAAUGGCCAACAUCGCACGAGCCGAGAGCUCUUCCAGCCCGCUUACAUCUGCACCUGCUGUGUUUGAUGACUCUACUCGCUCGCGCAAGAGCAGUGCAUUGCGUGCCGCAGCUUUGGCUCGAGAAGAAGCCGAGAGAAGGAGCGCCGAGGAGCAAGCACGAGCAGCGGAAGAGCGUCAGAGGCAGUUGCAGGCUGAGCAGGCGAGGCAGACGGCUGCGGCAGAGGAGGAGGCAGCGCGAAAAGAGGCUGCAAGGGCUCUUGCCGCCCAGCAGCAGGGAUUGGAGCAGGAGAGGAUCGCUGAACAGGUCAGGAAGCAGCGUGACUUGCGAGAGAGAGAAGAAGAACAGCGACUCGAGAGGAAGGAAGCUGAACGCAAGGAAGAGGCUGACCGCGUUCAGAGAGAGAGAGAGGAGGCUUUGCAGCAAAAGCGGCGGGAGGAGACUGAACGUCAAUCUCGUCAAGCUGCGGAAGCCGCAACUAUCCAAGCCCGAACUGAGUUGCAGAGGAUCAAAGAAACGCGGAGCACGGCCAGCGCUGCCAGCCGUCCGGUCGAAAGGAUCAAGGCAGCCAUUGGCGGCGCGCCGGGCUCUGUCGCUCCUUCGGUACCCUCCAAGACCACAGCACCUAUCUCGGCUACUCCCAGCAGGACAAGCGACCGUGACCGGAUCGCGCUGAGACAGCAAGCUGUUAAUCGUGUCGAUGGGUGGCUUUCCAAUGCCGGAAGCCCGAACGAUUCGCACAUGAACAUGCCAGGUACGCCGAGCGCAUCGGUGCUCUCUCUGAUGCAGAAAGAAGAAGCACCGGCGGCAUCUGGCAUACAUGGCGAUGUGGAUCGAUCCUCCUUCUCCCAUCGGUCGCCGUCCCAAGUGGUCAAUCCGUUGUACGAGGGCAAGGCUUCGCGUCCUAAGACAACGGAGAGCGUGCCGCGAGCUCACACUAUGUCUGAUCUCGCUUUGUCCCAAGUAUCGGCUGCCUCAGCCACAGCAGACGAAGAGCCGGUUCCUCAACUCUCGGCUGAGCUGCGAGCGCUCGUGGACGGGUCGGACAUUCGACCUCCCAGGAAAUUGGGAGGAGCGCUGAAGGAGCAUCCGAUCAGCCGUCGUCUCUCAGGCCUCGGAUCAACCGCUUCAGCAACCGCUGCUGUUGUGCCGAGCCCUUCCAGCGCGGUAGCGCCCUCGCAGGCCAAACGUGAACGCCAAACGUCGAUGCCAUCGUGGCCUCGUCCCGGUCUGCCCUCGUUCAGUGGGGCUGGUAGCAACGUGCAAACAGCGGUUUCUGCGGCCAAAGCUGUCCCUACUUGUACUACCGCUCCGGCUGCCAAUGCCAACACGGAACGACAUGUCUCUCGCGAAGUGGGAAUCCCCACGCGGGUUGAAAAGAUGCUUGCGGCUCCGACGUCCACCAAAGAAGAAGCUGGCGCUUACGACGCCCGCUCAGCUCGUGGCGGUCGAGGUGGACGUGUUGCGUCGGUCGCACAGCUGUGGUCAAAGAUUGCCGGCGACGAAGAAGAAGCUCACACUGACAAGCUGACCGCACGUUCAUCAGACGCGGCUCCUCGCAGCGUCUCGUCCUCCAACACAUCAACGGUCAAACCCACACCGCGGACAUCGGCUUUGGGUGGAGCACCGGCGCUCGACUUUAGCAAAAAAGCUAUGUCGUCCUCUGCGACGUUGGGGGGAGUUACAUCCAUCGCUGCUACGUUUGGCGGUGGUUCGGGUGGAGCAAAGCCCGAACUGAUGAAGAGCAACGCAGCAGUUGAAUUUCUCAACACGAGCACGCCAAAGGUUGUCUUUGCAAAGGCUGCGGAUGCUUCGAAACCGGAGAAGCGACCACUUCCGAAACCAGUGUUGCAGCCAGGUGCGUUGCCCGCACCCCAGCUCGUACGCCCGACUGCAAUGCGUGCACAACCAUCACCGAAAAAGGACCGGUCAUCGAAACGGCUCAGCACACAGCUCCUCUCAAACUUUCAGAAGUCUCCGAGAGAGGGCAUGAAGGAAGAGCAGGAGCACAAGGAGACGAUGAGAGAUAUGCUGAAUGGUGUUGCACUCGACACGACCAUCUUGGAUGCGCUCAACAGUGGCGACACCUGGAGAGGCGUCGAUGGUUCAGAGAUCAAGAUGAGCGGAAGAGGCACCACAAAGGCGAUUGGCGAGAACAAGUAUAAUAGCUUGAGGGCUGUCUGGGGUAGUUGA
Mycosarcoma maydis (corn smut) is the source of this 5052-nucleotide messenger RNA. RefSeq lists its product as uncharacterized. Gene Ontology annotation, biological process: protein transport. Gene Ontology annotation, cellular component: cytoplasm. The coding region runs from base 1 to 5052 and encodes 1683 amino acids. The transcript has a single exon. The record is from RefSeq and is a predicted model, not a curated record. Lineage: Eukaryota; Fungi; Basidiomycota; Ustilaginomycetes; Ustilaginales.